This is a messenger RNA of Stegodyphus dumicola, 3959 nucleotides long. RefSeq names its product MAP/microtubule affinity-regulating kinase 3. Gene Ontology annotation, cellular component: cytoplasm. Gene Ontology annotation, biological process: intracellular signal transduction; protein phosphorylation; microtubule cytoskeleton organization. NCBI's taxonomy places the organism in Eukaryota, Metazoa, Arthropoda, Arachnida, Araneae, Eresidae. The record is from RefSeq and is a predicted model, not a curated record. Gene Ontology annotation, molecular function: tau-protein kinase activity; ATP binding.
UUUUUAGUGUAACAUUCGCAAGUAUUCAGAAUGUCUACCAGUGUCCGAACUCCACUGCAGACUGUUCAUGAAUCUGUUACAACAGAAGUUCCAGAUCCAGCUGAUUUUAAAAAGGUUGUAAAGCAGAGAGAUGGAGAUCGCUUGAGGCGCUUCGAGCCUAACCCUCGAAGUCGUACUUCAGAAGAACCUCACAUUGGACGUUACCGUCUCUUGAAAACAAUAGGUAAAGGAAACUUUGCCAAAGUAAAGCUAGCUAAACAUCUUCCUACAGGAAAAGAGGUGGCUAUAAAAAUAAUUGACAAGACUCAACUAAAUCCAUCCAGUCUACAAAAGUUAUUCCGUGAAGUAAGAAUUAUGAAAAUCCUGGAUCAUCCAAAUAUUGUUAAACUCUUUCAAGUAAUUGAAACAGAGAAAACAUUGUAUCUUGUGAUGGAAUAUGCUAGUGGAGGUGAAGUAUUUGAUUAUCUUGUUGCACAUGGGAGGAUGAAAGAAAAAGAAGCUAGAGCAAAGUUUCGACAAAUCGUUUCAGCCGUUCAGUAUUGUCAUCAAAAAAGGAUAAUACAUAGAGAUUUAAAGGCCGAAAAUUUGUUGUUAGAUGGUGAAAUGAAUAUAAAAAUUGCCGAUUUUGGAUUUAGUAACGAAUUUGUUCCUGGUCAAAAAUUAGACACAUUUUGUGGUAGUCCGCCUUAUGCUGCUCCAGAAUUAUUUCAAGGUAAAAAAUAUGAUGGCCCAGAAGUUGAUGUCUGGAGUUUAGGUGUAAUACUAUAUACUCUCGUAAGUGGUUCGCUACCAUUUGAUGGAGCAAAUCUUAAGGAACUUCGAGAACGUGUUCUACGAGGGAAAUAUCGUAUUCCUUUUUACAUGUCAACAGAUUGUGAGAAUCUCUUAAAAAAAUUUUUAGUUUUAAAUCCUAGCAAGAGAGCUUCUUUAGAGGCUAUAAUGAAAGAUAAGUGGAUGAAUAUUGGGUAUGAUGAGGAAGAUGAACUCAAACCAUAUGUAGAACCAGAACCAGAUUUUAGUGACACUAGAAGAAUGGGUAAGCAAGAAAUUUUGGUAUCUAUGGGUUACACUCAAGAUGAAAUCAAUGAUUCUCUUAGAAGCAAAAAGUAUGACGAUAUAAUGGCUAAUUAUUUACUUUUGGGCAAAAGAACUACUGAGAAUGACAGUUGUGAUUCCCAGUCUAGCUCUAGUUUAUCACUGCGCACAUUAAAAGCACCUUCUGAGACCACAACUAAUAGUCAGUCCCCACCGCACAUCAAAGUGCAGCGUAGUGUUUCGGCUAGUAGUAAACCCCGUCGUUUCAGUCAUACCAAUCAGACUCCUGUGACUAAUGGUCCUCCUCCGUCCUUUAAGAGGCAAAAUACUCUUGAAGCAGGCACUGUUAGAGAAAACCCUCCAGUUACCACCUCACUUGGAUCCCCUACUAUUUCAACUGGUCCAAGGCCUGCAAAGACUAAUCAAUUAACUCAAGAAAAUUCAAGUUCAGUUCCAUCUGGGGGUAGCAGCCCUUCCAAAGUAAUAGCAUCCACCACCCGCAAAGCUCAUACUCCAUCUGCUAGUGCUAAAUCAAACUACAGUGGUAUUCCUCGACGAAAUACUUACAAUUAUAGUGAAAAUAAGACUUUAUCAUCUGACAAAUCUGAUAGCCAGGAAACUUCAAAUAGUAACAUCCCAUUACUUGGAGAUAGAACUCCUGUUCCUAGACCUAAGGGACAUACAAAGUCGGCCUCUGUUUCAUGCACUGGCCGACCGGAGCUUUCAUCAUUUGAUUCAUCAGAUCCACUUAGACCAAGCACUGCAGCUAUUGCAAAACAGCCUGCAGCAUUGUCUCCACUGCCAGCUGUCAGCAGGGCAUUUCCAAGAGGCACUGCUAACAGAAGUACGUUUCACAGUGGUCAGACGCGAGAAAGACGUCAGGGUUAUUCAUGCAAUGGACCCCAGGGCGGGCAUCCUUUAAAUACCGAAGACAUGUCCUCCAUGAAUCAUGCUGGAAGACAGUCAUUUUUUAGCAAGCUUUCACUCAAAUUUAGUAAAAGCAUUCUGAGGCAAAGGAUAUACUGUCUUUUGCUUAAAGGACCGAUGCUGAUCAGACGCUUACAAGGCCUGGUUUUAAUUGCAUCACUAUGAAAUGAUCCACCAUGCAGUUUCUCCACCUGCUCUUCUCAUAAACAAAGAUAACAUCUUUGGAAGUCACCAAGUGUCUUAGCUUUUGCAUGAACUAUUCCAUAUGUUUUUUGCAUGAAUUCUUCCACUGUAGUUUCCAGAAUCAAUCUGUGAUUAAAUGUAAUGUGUACUAACUGUUAGUGUUCUAAAAAAAUAAUGCAUGGUGUUAUGCUUUUGAUUAUUGUGAACCAUCUUAAUGUUUUUUAAUUGUGAAAAUGAAAAUUUCUUUAUUUCUUUUUUCCCUUGUGAAAGUUGCAUAAAUUAUUAAUUUUAAUUUAAAUAAAUGUACAAAAACUUUUUAGUUUUUCUGCGCAAAAUUCUCUUUAGUUCAGAAAAUCUUACAAUAAGCAUGUAACAUUUAAGUGGAGAAUUUAUCUUUUGUUUGUAGGUGCACAUUUCAUUCAUCAUUAUUUAAUAAUGAAUUUGUAUUUAAGUUUUAUAAUAAUUAACUUUGUGAAUAAUUGCUAAAAUAACAGUAGAGAUUUAUUUAGAUAGUAGAUAGUUGUAUUACUUACAUUUCAAACUUGCAGUGACAUUAUGACAGAAAUUAUGAUUUAAUUGAGUUACUACAAAAAUAUUUUAUAUAUCCAUAAUAUAGAAAUGUGUUGUAAUAUAAAAAUAUUUCAUAUUUUUUUAACUAUAUUUUGCUUUCAUAAGAAUAUUUACUUAUUUGUAAAGUGUGCAGUAAAUAUUAUUAAGCCUUUUUUUUUUUUUUUUCUUUUUGCAUUGUUAAAUAAAAUAAUACAUUUUAGCACAUGGCUUGAAAUUUUACAAAUGUCUUCCAAAGCACCUUCAUCUUACAUUCUGAAAUAUUUUCGCAUAAUAUUUUAAUGGAAUGUGGAUUUACGUGGUUAGGCUUUAAAAUAUAUACCCUGCUUUUAUAACUUGCUGCAUGUAAAACAUUAGAAUUAUUCAGUUAAUUAAAUUUGCAUGCUAAACUUUUUAGUAACUAAUUUACUGAUUUUUGUAGGUUAUAAUAUUCUGAAAUUCCUUUCUCUGCAUUGCCCUCAUUUACACUUCUUGGGAAUAAUAAUAAUAAUAAUAAAAUAAUAAUAAUAAUAAUAAUAAAAACAACUCUCACACUCAACAUAACUAAAAUAAACUUAUUCUUUUUACAUUUUAACUCUUAAACUGAAAUGGUGUGAAACUUUUCAUAUUGAUGCAGGAAAAUUUACUGUGUAUUAAAAUUUUGCAAACAGAUUUAACUGUCAGAAAAUAAUAAUAAAUUGUGAUAUUGUGAUAGAAGAUAAAUUCUUAAAAUGUAUAGCUUUAAAAAAAACAUAAUAGUGAGAAAUGCUUUUAUAGUGUACAUUCACUUGUCUUGUGACUUUUCAUUUUAUUUUUGGAAAAAAAAAUCUGAAUAUAAUUUUUUUUAAAAAAACUUUGCAAACUUGUCUUUUAAUAUAUUUAUUUUUCUUGUUGAAAAUUACUUUCCAUUAAAGAAUAAUAAUAUUUAGUUUUAAUUGUGAAUUGCUAUAUUAGAUUAAAAAUAGACAUGUGCCAUGUCAGUUACUUGAUUAAGUGAAAGCAAAAAUUCCAUUUGUGUGUUGCAUUCAAAGUUUGAUUUUUCUAAAUUAACUAACUAUGUGCCAAAUGCUAAAAUGAUAUGUGCCUUGUGUAGCAGUUUGUUGAAUUUAUUUGUUAUUGUACAGAUUGUGUAUAUAUAAUUUUUUAAUAUAUUUUGUUUCUAUUAAACUGUGUCUGUUAGCUCUCUUUUAAAACUGUUGAACUUACUACGAUUUUGGUGAAGUUUGUACAGGAAUUUUAUUUAUAUUUCAAUAAAGAAUUUUGAAGUA